Messenger RNA from Hibiscus syriacus, 1462 nucleotides. RefSeq names its product CBS domain-containing protein CBSX5-like. Lineage: Eukaryota; Viridiplantae; Streptophyta; Magnoliopsida; Malvales; Malvaceae. The record is from RefSeq and is a predicted model, not a curated record. The transcript has 2 exons. Bases 99 to 1304 code for a protein of 401 amino acids.
CCAUAAUCUCCGGCUUCAGCAUCCAUCUAUGUAGAAAAUCAAAAGAAAAGAAAAGAAAAGAAAACCUUUUGAUUCACGCAAUUUUCCUUAGCUUUUGCAUGGCAGUGAGGUUAUUGUCACAUGAGUUGUCUGACCUGUGUCUUGGGAAGCCAGCACUGAGGUCACUUUCUCUAACAUCCACCAUUGCAGAAGCACUCCAGGUCUUCAAAACCUCCGAUGAUAACUUCCUUAGUGUCUGGAGUUGUAACCACAAACCCAGAACCAGUCAAAAGACAUCUGAUUUUGAUGAUGAGUGUCGAUGUGUAGGCAAAAUUUGCAUCGUGGAUGUGAUUUGUUUUCUUUGCAGAUAUGAAAAUUUGGUGUCACCUUCUGUUGCUUUGGAGCAGCCUGUUUCUGCACUUUUGCCUAAGAUUCCAGCCCUUGUUUUGCAUGUGGAACCCUCUUGCAGCUUGUUGGAAGUCAUUGAUCUUAUGCUAGAAGGAGCUCAAAACCUUGUGGUGCCAAUCAAAACGAAGCUGAGCAACAAGAGACCAAAGCAGCAGCAGAAGCCUUCACUUACAGUCACUAAUCACAAAGGCUGUGAAUUCUGCUGGUUAACGCAAGAGGAUGUUAUCAGAUUCCUACUAAGCUCAAUUGGUUUAUUUUCACCGAUCCCAGCUUUUUCCAUCGACACACUUAACAUCAUAAGCCCCGAAACGCUCGCCGUCGAGUACCACUCGCCUGCCUCUGCCGCCGUUGGAGCCAUCUCUCGAGCUUUGGUGGAGCAAACCUCGGUGGCCGUCGUUGACAGCGAGGGAGCCUUGAUAGGCGAGAUUUCACCCUUCACCUUGGCCUGCUGUGACGAGACGGUAGCGGCAGCGGUCAUGACGUUGUCGUCCGGGGACCUAAUGGCUUACAUCGACUGCGGAGGUCCCCCGGAGGAGCUUGUCAAGGUUGUUUCUAGAAAGCUGAAGGAGAAAAACCUGAUGGGGAUGCUUCAACACUUCACUGUUUCAAUGUCCAGUGGUGGUUUCUCAUCUGCAUCCUCUUCGUCCGACGAGGAAUACUCGAUGACCGCUCCGGUUUCGCCGCUUCCGAGGCCCGGGAGGUUGAGCAGGUCGAUGAGUUAUUCGGCCAGGAUGGUGAGAAGAUCCGAGGCAAUCGUUUGCCAUCCCAAGAGCUCACUUGUUGCAGUGAUGAUCCAAGCCAUUGCUCAUAGGGUGAACUACGUUUGGGUCAUAGAGGAUGAUUGUCGCUUGGUUGGGAUUGUCACAUUUUCUGACAUGUUGAAAGUUCUCCGGGAGAAUUUUGAAACCAUGGCCUGAGAAUAUGACCAUCUUUUUGUUUCUAAUAAUUUUUGUUGAUGCUGACAGGCAGAGCUCAGCUGAGGCAGGCAGAGGAAAGAAUAAAGAAAUUUGAAAUAUUUGAUCAUUUUGUCCUUUUGCAAUUGUCAUGUGAGAUAAGGAGUUUUGGUAUAAUCAGA